Messenger RNA from Alternaria hordeiaustralica, 834 nucleotides. RefSeq lists its product as uncharacterized. Bases 1 to 834 code for a protein of 277 amino acids. Lineage: Eukaryota; Fungi; Ascomycota; Dothideomycetes; Pleosporales; Pleosporaceae. The record is from RefSeq and is a predicted model, not a curated record. The transcript is spliced from 2 exons.
AUGAGUUUUUUCAGUGGCAUCCGGCAAUGGCUCCCAAGCAUACAUUGGCUGCUAGGCCCACCCGAACCAACUCGCCCUUUCACACCAACCUACGCCGACGUGUGUCGCGCCCGCGCCGUGCUCAAGACCCUCAAAUUACCCACCGAGCUGGUCCUCAGCAUACUAGAGCACGCGCAAUACUGGCCCGUCGAACGGAUUUCCCGGUCAGGCGGAACCGUCCUCGCCCGCGCUGGAAUGAAUAACCCGUCGGCAGCAACUCUCUGUUUCGAAGCCAACCCCUACUCCACGCCCAUUGUGAAAGAAGCCAGCCUAGGCGGCGAAACAGCAAAGAUCAAGCGCAUUGAUUUUGACAUCACGAGUAGAGACCAAGGCUGGACGAGCGAGAACACGCAGGGUACUUUUUCCACCUCUUCAUGGCUUGAGGUGUCCAUCUUGCGCGAUGCAUCGAAUAUCAAUAGUCUGCUUCCUACUCCGCGGUUGGUGAAUACUUGGAUUAGCAGUCCGAUGGAUUAUCAUACUAAUAUGGUGGGGCGCGGUUGGUCGCUUGUCAAGAGGCCCGAGAGUGCGCUGCAAGGCCCGCAGGGUGGUGAGGGGCAUUUUGCUUGGUACCUACAGGGUAAUCGUGUAAUGGCUGGUACUCAGGACUAUCAUGUUUCCUGGGACGAAGGUGGUUUGUGUGAGGUUGAUGAGGGCAACGAGGGUGCGGGGAGUGGAGAAGGCUUCUUGGAUGCGUUGGAGCCUGGUGAUCGUGUGUUGGUUUGGGCGAGGGCCAAGUAUCCAGGGUGGCAAUGCAUUGUUGACGGUGUCAGCGUUACUGUUCACUACGGCUUCUAA